Messenger RNA from Cherax quadricarinatus, 644 nucleotides. NCBI's taxonomy places the organism in Eukaryota, Metazoa, Arthropoda, Malacostraca, Decapoda, Parastacidae. The record is from RefSeq and is a predicted model, not a curated record.
GAGUGAAGGAAAGAGGGAUUAUUGGAGCAGUAAUGAAUGCUAUUUUCCGACAGUCAACGAAAAUGGCGGAAGCAGGUGUGGAAACUGCCUCGUCUUCAGCCAGAUUUUUCUGUCACAAAUGUAAUGUGGAGAUUACCCCGCAGCUUCCGGACUAUGUAUGCCCACGAUGUAAUAGUGGCUUCAUUGAAGAACUAGAUAGAGCACGGGACUCAGACAGUGACAGUUCUAGCGACACUGAAAUGGAGCCAUAUGACAUGUGGGAUGUGAUCACUCAGGAUUCGUCAUCUGUGUCAGGUGCAGCAUCUCCGGCAGCUUCCUCCUCAGGCCCAGGUCCUCGCAGAAGUCAACGCCUCAGACACAUUAACCCAAGACAUGGAAGGCGGAGAGUAAGUGGAGACGAUAAGGGCCUACAGUGUUCAGUGUGCAUGGAAGACUUCACUAUAGAUGAGAGUGUUCGUCGGCUCUAUUGUGAGCAUUGUUUCCACAAUGACUGCAUCAUUCCCUGGUUAGAACUUCAUGGAACCUGUCCAAUUUGCCGGAAGUUGUUACUUGAGGAUGUGCAGGCAACCCUAGGUGCAUCGGCUGCAUCCAGUGGUAGCAACAACAGUACCAACCCUGGUUCAAGGUGAGCAGGCAAGUAACCC